AUGAUUGCGUUGAACAAUGACGAAGAGCAGCGCAUCUACCUUGCUCCUCCCUUGACCGAUGAUGAAGGCGACCGUGAGCUGCAGGAUGAGAAUGCACAUCUGCUCGACGUCGAAUCCGCCGACGCAGAAACCGGCACCACAUUCCGUAUGCCGGUCUGGCUGAGAGAGUCAUCUUCGUCAUUCCGUUGGACCUGGGUACCUCUUCCAUUGAGAAAGGCUGGCCGUGCCACAGCUCGCUGGAUAAAAGGUCCCGAUCCUCCUCAUGAUCUGCUAUUUCAACCUUUGUUUCCAAAGUUCCAAGAGCUUCCCGUGAGGUUUCUUGACCGAUAUGCGCCCAGGAAGGCCCACAAAGUGACUUUAUUACUCUCUGUCUAUGUGCUUUGGCUGCUGCCGUGGUUCAUUACGCUUGUAAAGUCGAAUUCAUCCGGCCGUAUUGAAGGGUUUGGACGUCCGCAAGCCAUAUCUUGCACUGCAAGCUAUUGGUCUGCUGGGAACGGCUGUGGCUUGAAUGGAAAUGACUGUCGACCGUUCAGUGCCUCUCACUUUGCUUUCCGUUGUCCGGCUAACUGCAGAUCAGUUAUUCUUCAAAAGGAACAAACUAUCGGCAACCAAACUCUCAAUUACCAGUCUCUCGUUGUAGGUGGCCCAGAGCCUGACUCCUCAGACCCCGGCAUCUAUCGGGCAGAUAGUUUUAUCUGUCAAGCUGCCAUCCAUGCUGGCGUCGUCAGCGACUCAGCAGGUGGUUGCAGUGUAGUGAAACUAAAUGGUGCAGCACACUCAUUUCCAUCGUCAAAGCGUAAUGGGAUAACAUCUACAGGUUUCUCAUCUACCUUUCCCAAGUCAUUUAGCUUUGUUCCACUCUCUGAUGGGCAGGCCACCUGCCCUGCGGACCCACGAUGGCCACUGCUCGGUAUCACCGUGGCUGCGGUGGCCCUUAUUUCCAUCUUUACAGUAUCACCUGCCGCGUUCUACUUCAGCACUUUUGGCUUGCUCAUUCUUCAUGUCGGAGUGGUAUCUGACCCUCCGAACCUUCCCACACUGACAGAUCUAUUUUCUAUCCUGCUGUCGCGCUUACUUCCAGCGUCCUUCAUAGUAUACGUUUUGUAUCUUUAUGCCGCACGUCCGCUUUUGGAACGAGUUUCACAUCCAGGAUACCAGCUGGAAAAGACGAUCUUGUACCUGACUCCAGCAUUUAUCGGCGCGCUGAACAACUACACAUUCGCUCUUUGGAUACCACUCCAGCGACUUACUCCCCAUGACCUGCAAAACCAGCCUGGCGCCAAGGCUGCACUUUCAGUUGUGGUUUCUGUCAUCAUGGUGAUCGUGCUGAGUCAAGCAUGGCUAAUCCGGCAGGCUGGACUUAUGCCACGAUAUCUGAUUGUAUAUCUUUCUUUUGUGGCUUUUCUUCUCUUUCUGCUUUCGUUGCCUGGACUCCGGCUUCGGAUUCACCAUUACAUUCUUGCGAUGCUGCUCAUGCCAGGAACUGUGAUUCCCACCCGAGCAUCCUAUGUUUAUCAGGGAUUGCUUUUGGGUCUGUUUAUUAACGGCGUUGCACGAUGGGGGUUUGCUUCUAUUGUCGAAACCCCUGCAGCUUUGGGCGAAGACCCCACGACUCCUGGCGGAUGGUGGGGUGCUUCAUAUCCAAAUAUCACAAACUCGUCUGUAUCAAUCCAUUUGGACACCGCCCCUAGCACAAUCAUGCCGUACAAUGAUGAAAUAUAUAGCGGCAACGGGAACAUCACAUUCUACCUCUGGGAGCGACAACGCAUGGAGAAUCUCGGUGUUGAUGGCAUCAGUAUUCUCCUCAACGACGUCGAACGAUGGCGUGGAUAUCUAGACGAAGAUCGGACAGGAAAAUUCACCUGGCGCCGACAAGGUCGCCGAGGUUUAGAAUUAGUUGAGUAUAGGGGUAUUGAUUUUGAUGUACAAAACGAGAAUGACGACCAUGACGACUUUCCUUUUACAGCACUCAACGACGAUCUACAACCGCGCUCGGUAGAUCGAGGCACACAUAUGGACAUAGACACGGAUGGGGACAAGGACGAACCGCAAGACCUCUUUUUCCGCUUUGCAUUCUUGAGGGGAGCUCAAGCUGGUCAUUACGGAGGAGCUGGUGUUUGGCUUAAGGAUGGAAGAUGGCUUGAUCCUCCUCCGCAGAAGAAGCCUGAUCCGUGA
This is a messenger RNA of Talaromyces atroroseus, 2175 nucleotides long. RefSeq lists its product as hypothetical. Lineage: Eukaryota; Fungi; Ascomycota; Eurotiomycetes; Eurotiales; Trichocomaceae. Bases 1 to 2175 code for a protein of 724 amino acids. The transcript is spliced from 2 exons. The record is from RefSeq and is a predicted model, not a curated record.